AUGUUCCUUACUGUUACGUUGAGUUGCAUCGUCGACGGUAACAAGAAGUUUCGCAUAUUCUCGGGUAACUUCGCGUGCGGCAUCGUGCUGGAGAACCUGGUGGUGCAGCACGCGCUCAACGGCGUGCACGUGGGCGCGUGUCAGUUCGCUGCGCGCCGAGUCACCUUCCAACACAACGUCGCGGACAAGACCUCUACUGGAGGGGCGGUUUUCAACUCUAGAGACAGCUCACCCACUGCUGGCUCGCCCCUGCAGUUCACUACGUGCGUCUUCCGUAACAACACCGCUGCCGGAAAUGGCGGCGUUAUCAACGUGGGGAGGGACCCCACGGGAGGGCCCGAUGUGAAGAUCGCUAAGGCCAUCUUCACCACGAGCCCCUACCUCACCUCCAUCGGCACUAGAUUCUCCGCCCUCCCUGCAAGCGCUGGGCGCGGUGGUGCAAUUCUGCAACUCCAACUUCCGCCGCAACAGGGCGCCGGUCGUGGCGGCAGGGCCAUCUUCACCACGAGCCCCUACCUCACCUCCAUUUGCACUCGUUUCUCCGCCAACACGGUGGUAAACGGCCGAGGCGCACGUGGCGGCGGUGCCAUCCUCACAACUAGCCUUUACCUCCCAUCCAUCGGCACUCUUUUCUCCGCCAACACAGUGGUAAACGGGCGGGGCGGUGCCAUCUCCCUGCAAGCGCAGGGCGCGGUGGUGCAAUUCUGCAACUCCAACUUCCGCCGCAACAGGGCGCCACUUUUCUCACCACUCCUCCCUCACUCCCCUACCCUCCCCCCCAUUCAUCCCCUCUCCUUGUCCCCGUUUCCCUCAGCUCGUGGCGGCGGUGCUAUCCUCACCACAAGCCCAAUCCUCACCUCCAUCGGGACGCGUUUCUCAGCCAACGCAGUGACAAACGGGCGGGGCGGUGCAAUCUCCAUACAAGCACAGGGCGCGGUGGUGCAGUUCUGCAACUCCAACUUCCGGCGCAACAGGGCGCCGGUUGGCUGCACGGGCUGCUCUGGCGAUUGCAACGGCCGCGGCACAUGUGCACUCGCCUCCGAUCUCAACCCCUACUGCAAGUGCUAG
Messenger RNA from Closterium sp. Naga37s-1, 1068 nucleotides. The record is from the annotation of a GenBank genome assembly. NCBI's taxonomy places the organism in Eukaryota, Viridiplantae, Streptophyta, Zygnematophyceae, Desmidiales, Closteriaceae.